GACCAACUACGGAACACCAACUCUGAACAUUACAGGAGGUUAUCUGCAGAGGUAGAAGCUACGAUGUUGGCCAUGAUGAAGAAGACACAACACUCAAAGAAAGUGAAGAACGUCGUCGUCACAAAACUGAAGGUGGUGAAAAACGAAGUAGUGGCCGUGUAUGAUGUGUGUCUGGAAGACGCCAACACCGUGCACGGUAUGGACAUGCAGAACGAAGUGAGGGCUGCCAGCAGCGUGGGGAACUAUCUCGGCAUCAACAUGCGGACAGUCUGCUAUAUAGAGUCAGACGACAGUAACUGUCCCACAGCUGCCUCAGUCAAUGGGGGCUCAUCAGGUCUGAACGCCAGUACAGCUAUCGCCCUGUGGGUGUCCCUGGCCCUGCUGCUCCUGCUGCUGUUACUUGCUCUGUGCUGCGCCUGGAGACAUCACAGAAACAAAAAGUAUUAUGAUGACAAGUCAGAGUUCGACUACCCUCCAUCCAUCCACGGUCCAUUCUAUCAAAUGACACAAGACGACCCGAUUCCAGUGGUACCGACUGCACCGACCACUCUGACAGUCUGGCCUACUGUGACCACCCUGCCAGCGCCAAUGCCUGCGUAUCUGGAAACCCGUCGCCAUUCCAGUCUGCGAAGACAAAGCAUUGUACCAGCAACCUUCUCCAAUCCACGAAAACUAUCAGCCGCAUCAACAACAUAUUCUAUUCCACGAAAACCGUCCCUCACCAUGGCGGCUUAUCCUGGUCAGCGGAGACCGUCUCUUUCUGCGGCGGUGUACCCUCGCCCUCGCCUACCGUCCUUCCCAUCGACAUACGUCCCCGCAGCACCCCUGGCCCUGGGUCCCCCCGAUGACUACAUGAUCCCAGAAGUCCCAGAAGAAAGGGACGCUCAGUCGGUCUCCUACUUUUCCGACGACGAUCAAAACUUGAAUAGCAUGCAAAUCAGCUACCAGAUGAAGUAAAUGAAAAUCAAUGUGGGAGCAAUGUGUGUGGGAGCAUAAGAUACAAAACA
This is a messenger RNA of Branchiostoma belcheri (Belcher's lancelet), 1007 nucleotides long. RefSeq lists its product as uncharacterized. The transcript is spliced from 6 exons. Lineage: Eukaryota; Metazoa; Chordata; Leptocardii; Amphioxiformes; Branchiostomatidae. Bases 64 to 957 code for a protein of 297 amino acids. The record is from RefSeq and is a predicted model, not a curated record.